Molecule: messenger RNA, 3030 nt
Organism: Sclerotinia borealis F-4128
Lineage: Eukaryota; Fungi; Ascomycota; Leotiomycetes; Helotiales; Sclerotiniaceae
Source: the annotation of a GenBank genome assembly
AUGGUUCAGUCACUCUUUACAUUUCUUUUUUUUCUCAUCUGCGUCAAUUCUGCACUAAUUCCAAUUCCAAUUCCAAUCCCUUCUCUAAUUCCAGCACCACUACUACUACCACUACUCAUUCGCUCCAGCCCCAGCUCCGUAGCAGCAGCACCAGCACUCCCAUCAUGUGCAAUUCCAUGUAUUGAAGCGGCUAUCACUUCCGAAACCAAUUGUACACUCACGGAUUUAGUCUGUCAGUGUGAUCCGGAUAAUGUGGAUCUGAUUCAGGGAGAGGCUACGAGUUGUAUUUUGAGUGGGUGUGGGAUUACGGAGGCGUUGCAGGUUCUCGAUGACGCCACAGCGGAAUGUUCAUCGGUUCUCGCCAAUGCAGCCAGCGGGUCCACGACAUCUUCAUCAACAUCAACAGUGGUAUCGAUAAUCCCAUCAGCAGCUCCCUCAUCAAUACCAGACACUUCUCCAAAUUCCACUUUCGUUAUCCCAGCUUGUGCAGUAGGUUGUAUUCAAAACGCCAUUGGACUGACCUCCUGUGCAUCGACCGAUCUUCCUUGUCAAUGUACUUCGCAGAAUGCUGGUAUUAUUCAAGAUGCUACUGCCAAUUGUGUUAUUACGAGUUGUGGGGUUGAUGGAGGUUUGAUUGCUGUUGAUAUCGAAAGACAACAAACAGAUAACUGCACUGCACUUUUAAUCCCAGCCGGUUCAGGCUCUACUUUACCUUCAUCUUCUGUUACUGGUUCCGUAACGGCUAAUGGACCUACGCAGAUAAGUCUUACGGGUAAUCCAUCGGGUAUACCAGUAUCUACAGCUACAGCUACAUCAACAGCUAUACCCGCAUGCGGAGCUCCAAUUCCUGAUUCUUCAGCACUACCUACAGGUUCAAGUUCAAGUUCAAGUUCAGCGGAUCCAGCUGAUCCGGGAGAUGCGUCGUCUUCAACAAAUCCAGGUGGGAGUUUUCCUACGGGGUAUGGUGGUUAUGGGGAUGACCCUCCAUAUUAUGGAUAUCCGUCGGGGUCGGGGUCGAAUCCGAUUGAUCCCCCUGCAGCUGUGACGAGCUCGGGUGCUGGGGAUCAAGUGGCGGCUGUGACUAGUGCGCCUGUUGACCCGGGUAGUGCUGAUCCUUCUGGAACUGGAAGUUUUGGGACGUUAACGUUAACGACGCUGGUGAUUCCGAGCUCUGGUUUAUCUGGAGUUGGCUCUAGCAUCCCCGCUGAUCCAACCGAUCCAGGAUUACUAACCCAAACCAACAUCGACGCAGGUCCCUCUGCAGCAGCUUCCAGCACGUAUCCUGGAGAUCCAUCAGGUGCUUCGAUUACUCCUUCAGGAGGUACAGAUGGUGAUCCCGCCGGUCCAAGUUAUGGAUAUGGAUAUGGUGGAUAUUAUUCUUCGGGUACACCUACAGGUCCACCUACGGGUACACCUACUGGGAAUGAUCCAAGUAUUUUGUCGUCAGGUGUAAUUUCGGUUUCUUCGUCGGUUACUGGACCGGCUUCUUCGAGUUUUUUGGUUGGGUCUUCUAGUACUUCUAGUACGAUUAGUGCGUCGGGAGGGGUGGCGCCUUUGCCGAGUACUACUGGGGGAGAUCCUUCUUCGCCGAGUAUAACUGGAGGAGACCCUUUGCCGAGUGUUACUGGAGGAGGUCCAUCUUUGCCAAGUAUUACUGGAGGAGACCCUUCUUCGCCAACGACCCUUGGGGGCGAUCCGUCUUCGCCAAGUAUUACUGGAGGUGACUCUUCCUUGCCAACGAGCCUUGGAGGGGACCCUUCGCCAAGUAUAACUGGAGGAGACCCCCCUUCACCAUCUAUAUCUGGAAGUGACCCUUCGCCAAGUACGCCAAUUACAACUGGGGGUGACCCUUCUUUGCCAAGUAUAACUGGAGGUGACCCUUCCUCACCAACCACAAUUGGAGGAGAUUCCCCUUCACCAUCUGCAUCUGGAGGUGACCCUUCUUCACCAAGUACAACUGGAGAUGACCCUCCCUCACCAUCUACAUCUGGAGGUGACCCCGCUUCGCCAAGUAUAACUGGAGGUGACCCUUCUUCACCAACCACAAUUGGAGGAGAUCCCCCUUCACCAUCUGCAUCUGGAGGUGACCCUCCCUCACCAUCUACAUCCAGUGACCCGUCUUCUUCACCAACAACCUCCGGCAGCUCAAACAAUCCAUCCGAAACUCCAUCAGGAACCGACCCCUCUUCACCCUCCAGUACAAGCAGUACAAGUAAUACAAGUAAUUCCCCACUCCCGCCCCCACCGCCUCCCCCAGGAUACUACGGCUAUGGCUAUGGACCCCCACCAGCCGCGUCCUCAUCCACACCACCUUCUCCACCCUCUACUGCUCCUCUCCAACUCCCAUCCUCCUCCUCCUCAUCCACCUCCCCCCCCUUCCACCUCACCCUCCUCCCCACCCACUACACCCUCCUAACCUACAUCUUACGCGUAUACUUCGGGCUCUCCCCACCUUCCCCCUACCUAUCUUCUUCUGGGCACACUGUUCAUGAUCGCUCCUCCGCUUGUGUCUUUGUUAUUUCUGAGCCUGGGGGGUUAUUAUCUUGUUCUUCUUCUUCUUCUUCUUCUUCGUCCCCACAAAGCCAAAUAUCGACAUCGAAAUCGACAUCAACAUCAACCUACUUCGGAGCUCUACUAGCCCCCGCCCUCUCACGCGGCUACACCCCUUUCUCGAGCGAAAACUUGUUUGAAAAUAUGGGGAGUAUGGAUUUAAAUGGGAGUGUUGUUAUUGAUAGUACGAGUCAGUAUCCGUAUGGGAGUUUGUUGAAUUUGGUUAAUGGGGAGUUUAUUGGUAGUGGCAACCAAGCACGUUUCUGUAUCGAAAGUCAAACUCAAACCCAAACCAAAACCGAGAACGAUGUAUUUCCCGAAGGCGCACUCGUGCGCGCUUAUAUUAAUGGAAGUCAGGUAUUACCUGUGGAUUGUAAGGAGGUUAAAUUGGUUAUUGAGUGGAUUAAUGAGGAUGGGGAUGGGGAUUCGCCGGGUUAUGGAGGUGGGUAUGGGUAUGGGAGAAAGAAGAUCGGAAAAUAA